CAGUAUCUAAAAUCUGUUGGCACAAUAUAUCGUUUAGAUUAUCUUGUUUGGGCUCCGUGGAAGUUAAUUGAGAUAGAAUGGGUGUGAACGUGAGCGACUCGUCCACCACCGACUCAGAAAGCAAGAACGUAUCAUUUCAUUGGGGAAAUGCUCAAUCACCAUUGGCACUACCCUUUCUCAAACUCCCCAUCUCCAAUUUCUCCCCACCCCAACUCCCCGCAUCCAUUUCCAAUGCCGCUCAUCAUUUUUCCACACUUCUCCACUCUCUCGCUUCUCAAAACCCAUUCCUAAAUAAACUACUCUCUCUUUCCUCUCAAUUCCAUAACACUUGCUUCCAGAUUCGUUGCAGUAACUUUAGGAACAGGAGGUUGCUGGUUAAUCACAAUUUCGCUGCCGUUUUACCUGGGGAUUCGGUGGCUGGGUUAGUUGUCGCUAAUGGUCUUCAAAAUUUCUUGAGCCUUUACAAUACCUUGAUUAUUGUCAGGCUUGUUCUUACCUGGUUUCCUAACGCUCCUCCUGCUAUUGUUACUCCCCUCAGCACCGUAUGUGACCCGUAUCUGAACAUAUUCCGUGGGCUUAUCCCCCCUCUUGGAGGAACACUGGAUCUCUCUCCCAUCCUAGCAUUCCUUGUCCUGAAUGCCUUCACUAGCACUGCUGCCGCACUCCCUGCUGAGCUUCCAGUCGCAGAACAAUCUAAACAAGGUCUUGAAGCAAGAUUACAGUCUACUGAUGUUACUUCUUCACAGAAGAAAUGGAUGAGACGGAUUCGAGAGAUCGGGUCAAAGACCUCCACUCGGGCCAAUUAGAAUAUCAUAAUAUAUUCGUUUGCACAUCUGUCUGUGUGUUUAUUUAAUUUAAAUAGGUUUCUGUUGUAACUUCACAGUUAUGAUAGUGCUAGGCAACACAAUUUUCGGGCCUGUGAUUCCCAAGAUUUUAAGAGUUUUGAGCUUUGCUGUACCCUUGUUCUUAAUAUGAAAGGUGAUUACUUUCAGAAAAACUAGAAUUUAUGCCGAUACAAUGACUCUGUGACAGUUUGGCAAAAGCUCUGAAUUUAUUAGAAUCAUGUCGAUACUUUUUC
Molecule: messenger RNA, 1078 nt
Organism: Cicer arietinum (chickpea)
Lineage: Eukaryota; Viridiplantae; Streptophyta; Magnoliopsida; Fabales; Fabaceae
Product: ylmG homolog protein 2, chloroplastic
Biological process (GO): chloroplast fission
Cellular component (GO): membrane
Source: RefSeq, a predicted model, not a curated record